This is a messenger RNA of Hibiscus syriacus, 3056 nucleotides long. RefSeq lists its product as uncharacterized. The record is from RefSeq and is a predicted model, not a curated record. The coding region runs from base 393 to 2834 and encodes 813 amino acids. NCBI's taxonomy places the organism in Eukaryota, Viridiplantae, Streptophyta, Magnoliopsida, Malvales, Malvaceae. The transcript has 4 exons.
UUAGCAUUGGAUCCCAGUCUCCUACUGUUCUCUGCUUAAAAUCUUGGGUCUUCUUUGUUUUAUUUUAUUUUUACAUGCAUUCGCAUGUAAAAGAUUACCCUUUUGCUAAGUUAAUUACUUCAUCUAUUUCUCUCAUGGAAUUAUGAUGUCUGGAUGACAGAUUUCAACAGCUAAAGGUUGAAAGUUGAAAACUUCAACAGGAAAGAGUAAUAUUUUCCCCAUUUUUUUUAAUGGCGUUGCUAUUGUUUAUUACGGCGGCGGACAAAAAGUGUUUGACGUUUUUGCUUGUGUUGUUUUGAAACAGAGCCGAACAAGGUGUUGGCUUUGUCGGCUUUGGAUGAUCAUGUCAAAACUGGGUAGAAACCCCAAGAGAAUGUAAGCAUAACCUGAACAUGCCUCAAGACAGUUUAAGGUCAAUUGUUUAUAGAUCAUUUGUUACAUGUGAUGAUCCGAAGGGGGUUGUAGAGUGCAGAAGAAUUAGAAGGUCCGAAGCCGGGUCCGAGACAACGAUGGAGCGUAAGAACCGAUCGAACGUGAAGGAUCAACUCUUGGAGGUUUCAAGAAGAGCUCACGAGCUGAAUCAUGUCACUGACUCAUUCUCCAAAGGGCUUUGGUGCGAUGGGAAUUCGAAAGAUGCAGCGAAAGAUUUGUUCAAAGGGGCUCUUGAUUUGCAGAACUCUCUUCAUGUGCUUGGAAGAUUGCAAGAAGCUUCUCAUUAUAUGGCUAAGUUGAGGAAGAAAGAAAAGGAGAAAUGGGAUGGGAUGAGACUGAGAAAUGAACAAGUGAUUCGGAGAGAGGAUUCGAGUCCGGUUGGAGAGCGGAGUUAUUGCAAGGAAAGCCGAAAUCUGCACCUUUCUGCUGAUGGUUUUUCAAGAGAUUGCAUUGAGGAGCUUAGGGAAGUGAUUAGAGACAGCUUAGCUAGGCAAAAUCUAUUGCCAAACAUAAACGUCGAAGAAAAGAGAUGUUUCGGUGGGAGAUUUGACUCCGCUUCAGAUAUCCGGUCGACAAGCUCAAGCCGAUCUUCAACUCUCCGAACCGACAACUUUACUUCCAUGGAUUCGUCUAUCUCGUUGUCAGCUCAAGAGAAGAAGGGAAGAGGCCCCAGUUUGGUUGCAAAACUUAUGGGAUUAGAAGAAUUGCCUUCAAAACCAUUGCGGACGAAUUCCCAGGAAGUGCUGGAGAGUAAGAAGAUUUUCGUUCGACCGAAACAUAUCUUCGAAAUUAGUAGGCCAAAAGUAAGGAAGUCUGAAUACGUUUUCCGGGAGAAAGUCCGAGAGAGUAGGACAAUGAAGGACAUACUUGAGAUCAUGCAUUUUAAAGGACUAUUGAAAAGCAACUUCAUCAAGGAGAUCAACAAUGAUUCCCAUCAGUGGAGUGACUUCGUUUCGGAACAGAAGUUGAUCAACAAUUUCCCUCCAAUCGUACUCAUAAAACCUCGACUUAACCCAUGCUUGCAACCACAAGAUAAAUCUGUGCCAUUGUUUAAGGAGAAGGAAAGCUUAAAGACAGAAACUAUGCUCGAAAAAGAGCCUCCUUCAACCAGGAGACUUAGCUCGAAUCAAGAGGCUCCAAUCAAGAGACUUAGCUCGAGGGAAGGUUUUAAAGAAAACAAAGAGAAAGAGGCCUUAAAGAAGCAUCCUACGAAGAUGAAAACUUCGGGGUCUCGAACCAUGCCAUUGCUGAAAAAAGAGGCCACUCACAAGAAAAUCAAAAGGAUACCGAAACCUGUGAUAAGCCGCACGAAACCAGUUAACAAGGAGGUUGCCAAAGCAAAGAACUCUUCGAGGUCUAAAGAUGAAACCAAGGUUAACCCUCCAAAGUCCUGUAAACUUGAAAAUGGAUCAAAUAUUACAAAAUAUAAAAUGCCUAAUCAACGAAUCUAUACUGCAAACUCCAACUCUAGUCUCAGACCGAAAACUAUAGCUCGUGCUACCAAAGACCGGCGAAGGAUUCCAACUAGAGAGGAGAAACCAGUUAGCAAGGCUACAACAACAGCUAAAUUAACUACUGAGAAAUUAGAAUACGAAGGAGAUGAUAUUCUUUGGGAUGGGAAGAAUAUUGAUGUUGUAUCUGAAAACAGUACAGUUUCGGAAGAAAAGAUGGUUGCUCUUACAUUGGAAGAAGAUAGCAACGAAACUGCAGAUCGGCUUCCUACGAAGGAGGAAACAGAACACACUGAUGUUCUAAGCAGAGAACAACAUGAUAAUAGUGAUAGUUCUGUUUGUGAUGUUAGCCUGGUGACUACUGAUGAUCAAAAGAACCAAAACUCUAUCGGAGACAUCGAUGAUGACCCCAUCAUACCAAUUGGAACCGACGGUGAAAGUUUCAUGAGAGGGACCAGACUGAAAGCUUUGCUGUUGAGCAAUCCAGCUUUUCUCAACCAUGUUGAGGAGCAUUUUUAUCUCCAUGUGAAUCUUCUUAUACCUUCACAAGAACUCGGCGUCAACGACUUCACGGAUGGCAAUGCGCAACUCUCCUUGGAUUGUGUGAACGAAAUCAUUCGACAAAGAAGCUUUCCCAAAUCUCAAAUGCUCCCCUCUCCACUUCUAUCCAUGGUCGGAAAUGUCAAAAGUCAUAUCUCUCUAGAUCAUUUGUUGAAGGAAAUUUGUGAUGGCAUCGAGUCUCUGAGAAGCUAUAGUGAACUUGCCAGUGAAAACUAUCCAACCGGCAGUCUUUACUCAAUGCUGGAAAGAGAUUUAAAGCUCAAAGAAGUUUCAAGUGGAAUAUGGGACUUGGGUUGGAGAAACGGAUUCUCUGUGAACGAAACAAUGCAAGUAGUGGUCGAUAUCGAGAAGCAGCUGUUAACCGGAUUGAUAGAGGAGAUUUGUGCCUAACUUUCCACUUUACAGACCCUGGACCAGCAGAUGCUAAACUUCAAGUGCUCUGUGAUGCAGCAUUGUAAAUAAGCUUAGGUUGAUAUAAGGAGGCAGAGCCGGAAGUGUCGACCGUGCCUCAGAUUCAAAAUCUUCACUGGUAAUGUUGACAAUUGUAAAUUUAGAUGGCACCAAGGUGUGUCAAAUGGAUUGAAAUAUGUAAAUGGUCCAAGUUCUUUUCCA